Messenger RNA from Populus euphratica (Euphrates poplar), 1505 nucleotides. Its product is annotated as glutamine synthetase nodule isozyme. Bases 123 to 1193 code for a protein of 356 amino acids. The transcript is spliced from 12 exons. Gene Ontology annotation, molecular function: glutamine synthetase activity. Lineage: Eukaryota; Viridiplantae; Streptophyta; Magnoliopsida; Malpighiales; Salicaceae. Gene Ontology annotation, cellular component: cytoplasm. The record is from RefSeq and is a predicted model, not a curated record.
UUCUUCAGCUGUACCUUCGAGCCUCCCAAUACAGAGUAGUCUCUCUCUCUAGAUUCAUUGAAUCUGAAAGUAAAACGCCUUCACCGUCGAGCUCUUUGUUUAUCCUUCUUCUUGCUGCAACCAUGUCUCUCUUGUCUGAUCUCAUCAACUUGAACCUCUCUGAUACUACUGAUAAGAUCAUUGCAGAAUACAUAUGGAUCGGUGGAUCUGGUAUGGAUCUUAGAAGCAAAGCCAGGACACUUAAUGGAGUAGUGAGUGAUCCUCAUAAGCUUCCAAAGUGGAACUAUGACGGUUCAAGCACCGGCCAAGCUCCCGGAGAAGACAGUGAAGUCAUCUUAUACCCACAAGCAAUAUUCAAGGACCCAUUUAGGAGGGGCAACAACAUCCUAGUGAUGUGUGAUGCUUACACUCCAGCUGGAGAGCCAAUCCCAACUAACAAGAGAUACAAUGCAGCAAAAAUUUUCAGCCAUCCAGAUGUUGUUGCUGAGGAGCCUUGGUAUGGUAUAGAGCAAGAGUACACCUUGUUGCAAAAAGAUUUAAAAUGGCCAAUUGGGUGGCCUGUUGGUGGUUAUCCUGGACCUCAGGGUCCUUACUACUGUGGUGCUGGUGCUGAUAAGGCUUUUGGCCGUGAUGUUGUUGACUCCCACUACAAGGCAUGCCUUUAUGCUGGAAUCAACAUUUCUGGCAUCAACGGGGAAGUGAUGCCUGGCCAAUGGGAAUUUCAAGUUGGCCCUUCUGUUGGCAUCUCAGCUGGAGAUGAGUUGUGGGUUGCCCGUUACAUUCUUGAGAGGAUCACAGAAAUUGCUGGAGUGGUCGUUUCCUUUGACCCAAAACCUAUCGCGGGAGACUGGAAUGGAGCUGGUGCGCACACAAACUACAGUACCAAGUCCAUGAGAAAUGAUGGAGGUUUUGAAGUUAUCAAGAAGGCCAUUGGAAAUCUUAAAUUGAGGCACAAGGAACACAUUGCUGCUUACGGAGAAGGCAAUGAGCGUCGUCUGACUGGUCGCCAUGAAACAGCUGACAUCAACACCUUCUCUUGGGGUGUGGCGAAUCGUGGAGCUUCAGUUAGAGUUGGCAGGGAUACAGAGAAAGCUGGGAAAGGUUACUUCGAAGACAGAAGGCCUGCUUCCAAUAUGGAUCCUUAUGUUGUCACCUCCAUGAUUGCAGACACGACCAUUCUCUGGAAACCAUAAGAGAUCACCACCAUACUUGUUCUCUGGUUGAUUAUUGUGAUUGUUGGGCCUUGUCUUUGCAUGAGGAAGCCUUGAUAAGCUCUCUGCCUAGUUAGAACUUGCUAUUCCCAUGGUAUUAUUAUCUUGGUACAAGAAUUGCCUCGUCGUUUUCCCCGUAAUUGAAAGAAAAUAAAAUUAGUAGCAUAGAUGGCAGAUUAUUAUUGGAAACAAUAAGAGUGCAACGAAGAAUUGCCUCUUCGUUGUCCAUUUCCUGAAUUUAGUGUUGUUUUUUCCUUGAAAUGAAUUAAAAAUCAAGCUUCCCCUCCGUCCAUU